Molecule: messenger RNA, 312 nt
Organism: Striga asiatica
Lineage: Eukaryota; Viridiplantae; Streptophyta; Magnoliopsida; Lamiales; Orobanchaceae
Source: the annotation of a GenBank genome assembly
UUGUAUGUUGUGUAUGAUGAGAAUGAGAAUGGGAAGGAGAAGAAGAAUGUGUUGGUGAUGUGUGAUGAGGAGUGUGGGAGACAGAAUGAGUUGGAGAGGAUGAUGGACAAAAUUGGAGUGGUGUUAUGGUUGAUCUUCAUUGUGAACCCUUUUAAAGGUGUCCAUAGUAAUACUGAAGGUGACUCCUUAUAUAAACUUAGGCAAAGCUUAAAGGAUCCGAGAGGUGCAAUGUCGAGCUGGGACCCUACACUUGUCAAUCCUUGUACAUGGGAGCAUAUCACCUGCGUGAAUAAUGCUGUCACAAGAAUGUAA